AUGCACCCGAGGUCCCUUCAUGUUGACCUCCUGCUGCUGGGUGUGCUCCUUUUGUGGGGACCCAGGGAGUCCAGGGGCCAGAAUGACACAGAGCCCAUCAUCCUGGAGGGGAAAUGCUUGGUAGUAUGCGACUCCACUCCUUCGUCCGAGCCAGCCGGUAACGCCCUGGGUAUGUCGGUCCGCUCCGGCUCGGGGCGAGUGGCCUUCUCCGCCAGCCGCCAGACCAACCACGAGCCCACGGACAUGAGCAACCGCACCAUGAUCAUCUACUUUGAUAAUAUUUUGGUGAACGUUGGCACUCAUUUCGACCAAGAGAGCAGUGUUUUCCUGGCACCAAGGAGAGGAGUGUACAGCUUCAACUUCCAUGUUGUGAAGGCCUACAACAGGCAAACUAUCCAGGUCAGCCUGAUGUUGAACGGCUGGCCGAUGAUUUCAGCUUUCGCUGGAGACCAGGACGUGACCAGAGAGGCGGCCACCAACGCCGGUCUGGUGAUCAUGGAGAAGGGGGAUAAGGUCUAUCUCAGACUUGAGAGAGGCAACCUGAUGGGAGGCUGGAAGUACUCCACCUUCUCCGGGUUCCUGGUCUUCCCCUUGUGA
Limanda limanda (common dab) is the source of this 597-nucleotide messenger RNA. RefSeq names its product cerebellin 12 (gene cbln12). Gene Ontology annotation, molecular function: protein binding. The transcript has 3 exons. The coding region runs from base 1 to 597 and encodes 198 amino acids. The record is from RefSeq and is a predicted model, not a curated record. NCBI's taxonomy places the organism in Eukaryota, Metazoa, Chordata, Actinopteri, Pleuronectiformes, Pleuronectidae. Gene Ontology annotation, cellular component: glutamatergic synapse; synaptic cleft.